ACUCUAAAAACAGCAAGAGAAUGCCAAAAGCAGCAAUUCCAAAAAUAGUAAAGAUAACUCCAAAAACAAGGAAAACAAGAACAAGAAGAAUGCCAAUGAAAUAACAAGAAUGCCAAAAGUGCCAAGAAUGCCAAGUCCUCGCCAUCUCCCGACAAAAAGAGGAGGAGUGAGGGACCAGAAAAUAGCCGCAGUUCAAAGAAGGCGAAGUUGGAGGAACCUGAAGUUGAAUACACAUCACCCAAGAGAAAUAACAGAAGGUCGCUUGUUGAUGAAAACAGUGACUUCAAUUCAGUGGCCCUGGAAACUUUGUUGAUGAGCUAUUUAAGCACAAGAUGAGCUGGCCAUUCCACAAAGCUGUGUCAAAGAAGGAGGCUCCAGACUACUAUGAUAUUGUAAAGAAACCAAUGGACUUUGGUAGGAUCCGAGAAAAGCUAAACAGCCUAAAAUACGGAACAGAUGAUGAGUUCAUAGCAGAUGUCAUGCUUGUUUUCCAAAACUGCCAGCAGUACAACAUGCAAGACACGGAUGAGUACAAAGCUGGCACAAAACUCUCUAGCUUUUUUAUGAAACGACUACAAGAUCUGGGUUUGAAUUACCGUGAGGAGCCCAUGCAGGAAAACAAGAAGAGGAAGCGAUUCAUCCUUAUUCAAGUGCACUUUACAAUGGCAAGGAGAUCCCUCCUUUUUAUUGUCUCUGGGUAUAAUCGUGAUUUUUAG
This is a messenger RNA of Penaeus vannamei (Pacific white shrimp), 716 nucleotides long. The record is from RefSeq and is a predicted model, not a curated record. NCBI's taxonomy places the organism in Eukaryota, Metazoa, Arthropoda, Malacostraca, Decapoda, Penaeidae.